AUGUGGAUGAAUGUUCCAGGAACUCAAAUCUUUGUGGUCCCAAUUCUGUCUGCACCAACAUCCCAGGAGAAUACAAUUGCUCCUGCCUGCCCGGAUAUUUUUUGCCUGAUUCUCAUACCCUUCAGGAUCCAGAGGCUUUUGGAUGUACAGAUAUUGAUGAAUGCAUUGAAAUGUGCCCCAUCAAUUCAACAUGCACCAACACUCCUGGGAGCUACUUUUGCACCUGCCACCCUGGCUUUGCACCAAGCAAUGGACAGCUGAAUUUCACAGACCGAGAAGUGGAAUGCAGAGAUGUUGAUGAGUGCCUCCAAGAUCCAUCAACAUGUGGUCCAAAUUCUGUCUGCACCAAUGCCCUGGGCUCAUACAACUGUGGCUGCAUUGCAGGCUUUCGUCCCAAUUCAGAAGGCUCCCAGAAAGAUGGCAACUUCAGCUGUCAAAGGGUGCCCUUCAAAUGUAAGGAAGAUAUGAUAUCCAAUAAUGAGCAGGCCCAGCAAUGCCAAGAGGGAACCACAAUGAAACCUGAAUAUGUCUCGUUUUGUGCACUGAUAAAUGACAUGUUCGACAUUCUGGACAACGUGUGUGAAAAUAAAACAACUGUAGUUUCCAUGAAGAGUAUGGCUGAGAGCUUUGUUCCUGUGCUUGAACAAAUGUCCACAUGGACCAACUUCACCAAGAAACAGACAUCCUCCCUGGCCACAGUCUUCCUGGAGAAUGUGGAAAGCACAGCGCUGGCAGCUUUUUUGAGACCCUCAGAGAAUGCCACUCAGACUGUCCAGACGGAAUACUUAGACAUCGAGAGCAAAGUUAUUGACAAAGAAUACAAGGAAGAGAAUGUGACUUUGAGUUUGGCAGCUAAAAGGGAUAAGAUGAAGAUCAGGUGUUCCACAAUUAAGGAAUCUGAAUCCAGAGGGACCACUGGCGUGGCUUUUGUCUCCUUUGUGGGCAUGGAGUCUGUUUUAGACGAGCGCUUCUUCCACAACCCCCAGACUCCCUUGGCCAACUCUGAGGUGAAGCUGAAGAUGAAUUCUCGAGUUGUCGGGGGCAUCAUGACUGGGGAGAAGAAAGAUGGCUUCUCAGAUCCAGUCAUCUACACGCUGGAGAACAUUCAGCCAAAGCAAAAGUUUGAGAGGCCCAUUUGCGUUUCCUGGAGGACAGAUGUGGAGGGUGGGAGAUGGACACCCUCUGGCUGUGUGGUCCUGGAAGCUUCUGAGGUGCAUACCAUCUGCAGCUGCAAUCACUUGGCAAAUCUUGCCGUUAUCAUGGCGUCUGGGGAGCUCACGAUGGAGUUCUCCUUGUACGUCAUUAGCCAUGUGGGCAUCAUCAUCUCCUUGGUGUGCCUCAUCUUGGCCAUCGCCACCUUUCUGCUGUGUCGCUCCAUCCGAAAUCACAACACCUACCUCCACCUGCACCUCUGUGUGUGCCUCCUCUUGGCCAAGACUCUCUUCCUCGCCGGUAUAGACAAGACUGACAACCAGAUGGGCUGCGCCAUCAUUGCAGGCUUCCUGCACUACCUUUUCCUUGCUUGCUUCUUCUGGAUGCUGGUAGAAGCUGUGAUGCUCUUCCUGAUGGUCAGAAACCUGAAGGUGGUGAAUUACUUCAGCUCUCGCAACAUCAAGAUGCCGUACCUCUGUGUCUUUGGUUAUGGGCUGCCGGGGCUGGUGGUGGUGAUCUCUGCCAGUGUGCAGCCACAAGGCUAUGGAAUGUAUAAUCGCUGCUGGCUGAAUACAGAGGCGGGGUUCAUCUGGAGUUUCUUGGGGCCAGUUUGCACAGUCAUAAUGAUCAAUUCCAUCCUCUUGACCUGGACCUUGUGGAUCCUGAGGCAGAGGCUUUCCAGCGUCAAUGCCGAAGUCUCAACACUCAAAGACACCAGAUUGCUGACCUUCAAGGCAUUUGCCCAGCUCUUCAUCCUGGGCUGCUCCUGGGUGCUGGGCAUUUUUCAGUUUGGACCUGCGGCAGGUGUCAUGGCCUACCUGUUCACCAUCAUCAACAGCCUGCAGGGGGCCUUCAUCUUCCUCAUUCACUGUCUGCUCAACCGCCAGGUACGAGAGGAAUACAAGAGGUGGAUCACUGGGAAGACCAAGCCCAGCUCCGAGUCCCAGACCUCAAGGAUCUUGCUCUCCUCCAUGCCGUUCACUUCCAAGACAGUGAGAGACUGCAUGCUCCCUGUGGGCACUGGUCAGGGGAGGUGCCAGCCACCAACUGACACUCAACUCUGCCAUGAGUUGG
Molecule: messenger RNA, 2226 nt
Organism: Saimiri boliviensis boliviensis (Bolivian squirrel monkey)
Lineage: Eukaryota; Metazoa; Chordata; Mammalia; Primates; Cebidae
Source: RefSeq, a predicted model, not a curated record